Molecule: messenger RNA, 1023 nt
Organism: Haemonchus placei
Lineage: Eukaryota; Metazoa; Nematoda; Chromadorea; Rhabditida; Trichostrongylidae
Source: the annotation of a GenBank genome assembly
AUGGCUAUUCCCCGAUGGUUUUUUCCAAAGUCUAUUCGACCGAGUCGACACAUUUUUAGCGAUCCAAAGAUUCUAAGCCCUGUGCGAGGACGUGUACUGAACGUUGGUCUGUUGUUUGCCUAUGAUAUUCCGGGCAUGGAAGUUACGAUUGGUUAUAGAACUUCAGCUUCGGCUGUACUCAUUGCAAGAGAUCGAGUUAAAAACGAAAAUCUUUUGCCCGGAUAUGAUUUCAAUUUUACUGUUCGAUUUGACCAAUGCACUGAGAUAUUGGCUGCUGGUUAUACUUUGGAAUUAAUUCGAGAUUUGAAUAUGGACGCUAUUAUUGGACCUACAUGUAGUUAUCCGGCAAUCGUUGGAGCGUUGAAUGCAGCGUACUAUAACAUUCCUACUUUCCUUUGGGGUUUGACAACUUCUUCUGUGCUGGAUAGCAGAGAUCGAUUCCCAACAACUGCCUUACUGGCUGUCAACUCUUUCAGCCUUGGAAUAGCAAUUCGAUGUGUGAUGAGAUCAUUUGCAUGGGAUCAAUUUGCUUACGUCUAUUCAAAUGUUGGUGACCUGGAAAUGUGCGAGGUUAUGAAGAGUGACAUUCAGACCGCUAUUGGAAUGACAGAUGACGUAACGAUUUCUGCCCUCUAUUCGAUGAACGAUUUAUCACCAGAAACGGUAAUCCGAACUUUGACCAAUGUCAGCUCAAGAGCAAGAAUUGUUGUGGUCUGUCUAGCCGAGACGAUCGGACAGAAACGUACUUUUAUUCUGGCUGCGAAAGACGGCGGAUUUCUGACCGAUGAGUACGUCUACAUCUUUGCUGAUACGAAAUCAAAGGGAUACACUACACCCCUUAGCGGUGGACAGGAACGAGCAGCUUGGGUAGAUGUUAAGAGUACGAAUGAUGGUAGAGAUGAGGAAGCGAAGAAGGCAUUUGGUCGGACAUUGGCUCUCUCGGAUGUAAGAUUUACUACAUUCUUUUCACUCUUUCAGUUUUUUAGGCUGAUUAGAACAAAAACGCAAAUGGUUGCAGAGUAA